Molecule: messenger RNA, 1131 nt
Organism: Pichia kudriavzevii
Lineage: Eukaryota; Fungi; Ascomycota; Pichiomycetes; Pichiales; Pichiaceae
Exons: 1
Coding region: 1-1131 (376 amino acids)
Molecular function (GO): protein binding
Source: RefSeq, a predicted model, not a curated record
AUGACUACUCCAGAUAUAUCAGAAUUGCAUAUCUGCUCCGAGAGUGAUCCGGAGCAUCCCAGUGAGGACCAAAUCCUUAGCGACGACGAGGAUGCCAAGGCGACCAGACGGUCGCAUGAAGCUCGAGAGGCCCAACUAGCCGCUAUAGAGAAACAAUAUGGCUUGACUGAGAUUCCCGACAGCAACGUGGACGUUUUGCCUGCUGACGACGAGCUCACGGGCGAUAUCCCCGUGGACACUACAUGGAUUGAAUUGAUCCAUUUGAAGAUCCAUUCUCUCGAAGAUUUGCAUUUGGAGAAGUUUGCCAAUUUGGAGAGCUUGAAUUUACGUUGCAAUCUCAUCACGUCCAUCCAUGGGUUAAAAGACAUCCCCAAUAAAGACUCGAUGGAGGAGCUCGACUUCUACGAUAACCGAAUCAAACACAUAAGUAAGUACAUGAACGAGUUCUCUCAUUUGCAGAAUCUCGAUUUGAGUUUCAACAAUAUACGGCACAUGAGAAAUCUAGAUAAACUCACCAAAUUGGAGAAUUUAUACUUGGUACAAAACAAAAUCACCAAAAUUGACGGAAUCGCAAACUUGACAUCCUUGACGAAUUUGGAACUUGGUGGGAAUCGAAUCGAGCAAAUCGAAGGGUUGGAUACUCUGGUGAAUUUACGACAACUAUGGUUGGGCCAAAACAGAAUCAAACGAUUGCAAGGCUUAUCGAAACUACAACAGUUACGUGUCUUGUCCAUCCAAAGCAACUCAAUUGACGCCGACUCUCUUGGAGAACUCCAAGAAUGUCAGGCAUUGGAAGAAGUUUACCUUGCCGAUAACAACCUCUGCCAUAUAGACGCCAUGCCUUAUCUCCCCAAUCUGACUACACUCGAUGUCAGCGGUAACAAAUUAGAGUCUCUCCCACAACAUCUAGAGAAACUCUUCCCCCUUCUCACAGACCUAUGGAUGUCGAGGAACUCACUUGGCCCAACAGUGAACGCCCUCUCUCCGGCAUUGAGUGGCCUCUCCCGACUCGAAUGUAUCUACUUGGAAUCCAACCCUUGUGCACAAGAUCCUCUUUAUAGAAGAAAAGUUCAGUUGAUUCUCCCGAAAAUUGAGAAAAUUGAUGCCCUCUACACGAAAAGCGGGGUAUGA